AGUUUCCUGCACAGAAACUCUGUGAGUUCAGAGGGGAGGGUUCUGGCGACCUCACUUCUCGGGUGCCCUGGGCUGAUUUCUCCUUCUCCCUCCCUCCGCUUCCUCUCCCAUCUGCGGGUUCAGGGCUGUGUACACAGUCCCUCGCGAGCUUCCCCUCCACAAGCCCAAGACUGAGCCUGGUGUUGGGGCUGCCUUGUCACCGGCGGCUGGAUCCUGUCUCCCCAGCCGUAAGGAGACAUCAGUAAGGACUGCCCCUUUGCCACGGUCUAGCCUCGUCCACAGACCAGAAGCCGAGCGACCAAGAAGCAGGUGUUGAGAAGUUGGUCUUUCUCUACUAGAGCGACUUCACUUCUGUUCUAUCCUGAGAGGAGGCCUGGAGGAGAAGACCCCGCGUGGCCAUGAACUCUGCCAUCACCAGCUGUGAGCACCCUGACCCCUUGAGGGGCGAAAGUGUUCUCAUCUUCCACGGUGCUGGCCAAGGCAAGAAGAAGGAGGGCCAGCGCGAGAGUCCCAGCAGCAGCCACCUGGCCUACGGCAUCUUGGACAUCCCACCGUGGUAUCUCUGCAUCUUCUUGGGGAUCCAGCACUUCCUCACGGCCCUGGGCGGGCUCGUGGCAGUGCCGCUCAUCCUGGCCAAGGACCUGUGUCUGCAGCAUGACCCCCUCGCCCAGAGCUACCUCAUCAGCACCAUUUUUUUCGUCUCCGGCAUCUGCACUCUCCUGCAAGUGUUUUUGGGAGUCAGGCUGCCCAUUCUCCAGGGAGGGACAUUUGCUUUCCUGGCCCCCUCCCUGGCCAUGCUGUCUCUUCCCGCCUGGAAGUGUCCCGAGUGGACACUCAACGCCAGCCAGGUGAACACCAGCUCUCCCGAAUUCACCGAGGAAUGGCAGAAGAGGAUCCGAGAGUUGCAGGGCGUCGUCAUGGUCGCCUCCUGUUUCCAGAUGCUCGUGGGCUUCUCGGGACUCCUCGGCUACCUCAUGCGCUUCAUCGGCCCCUUGACCAUCGCUCCGACCAUCUCCCUGGUGGCCCUGCCUCUCUUCAAUUCUGCCGGCAAUGAUGCCGGGGCCCACUGGGGGAUUGCCGCCCUGACCGUCUUCCUCAUCACGCUGUUCUCUCAGUACCUGAAGAACAUCGCGGUGCCCGUGCCCCUUUACGGACGGCAGAAGGGGUGUCGCGUCUCGAAGUUCCCGCUGUUUCAGGUCUUCCCUGUGCUGCUGGCGCUCUGCAUUUCGUGGCUCCUCUGCUUCGUGCUCACGGCGACCAACGCCCUCCCCUCGGCCCCCACGGCCUACGGGUACCUGGCCCGCACCGACGCCAAAGGCAGCGUCCUGAGCCAGGCCCCUUGGUUUCGCUUCCCUUACCCAGGACAGUGGGGCCUCCCCACCAUCAGCCUGGCUGGGGUCUUCGGGAUCAUCGCUGGGGUGAUCUCCUCAAUGGUGGAGUCUGUAGGCGAUUAUUAUGCCUGCGCCCGGCUGGUGGGGGCCCCACCCCCUCCGAAGCACGCCAUCAACCGCGGCAUCGGCAUCGAGGGCCUCGGCUGCCUGCUGGCAGGCGCCUGGGGGACCGGGAACGGCACCACCUCGUACAGCGAGAAUGUUGGGGCACUGGGAAUCACCAGGGUGGGGAGCAGGAUGGUGAUUGUCGCCGCGGGCGGUGUGCUGCUCCUGAUGGGCGUGUUUGGGAAGGUUGGGGCUGCGUUUGCCACCAUCCCAACCCCCGUGAUCGGAGGCAUGUUCCUGGUGAUGUUCGGGAUCAUCUCUGCCGUGGGGAUUUCCAACCUGCAGUACGUGGACAUGAACUCGUCCAGGAACCUGUUUGUCUUUGGCUUCUCCAUCUUCUGUGGGCUCACCAUUCCCAACUGGGUGAACAAGAACCCUGAGAAGCUCCAGACAGGGGUUCUCCAGCUGGACCAGGUCAUCCAGGUGCUGCUGACCACGGGCAUGUUCGUCGGUGGAUUUCUGGGCUUUCUCCUGGACAACACCAUCCCUGGGAGUCUGGAGGAGAGAGGCCUCCUGACAUGGAAUCAAAUCCAGGAGUCUUCAGAGACGACGAAGGUCUUGGAGAUCUACGGCUUCCCUUGCGGGAUUGGCACCCAGUCCUGCUCUCCCUCCUGGACCCGGUAUCUCCCCUUCUGGCCCAGACUGGAAGGCGGUGGAAAAGAAGAGGUGGGAAUGAGCCAGCGCACACUCUGUUCCUAGGAUCCCUCAGGAGAGCGUCCCAAGGGAGCCCCAGAAACCAGGAUGUGAGGCUGUCUCUCCUGACCCAUGUCCCUAAGCCCUCUCCACCCACCCCUACCCCAGGACGUGCUGAUUGCCCUGUGCACGCACGGAUGGGGACCACACCCUCCUGAGCACCUCCGUUGGCCUAUCCACCUCGGCGGCCAGAUAAGCAUUAACUGAAGACCACGACAAGCGUGCUUGGACGAGGCCAGGCCUCGAACUGCAUCCUUCCGCUGGUCUCCAGCCUCGCACCUCCAGUACAAACCAGUGCAGCCCGGUGUCCCUGCAGAAACGCCCUCAGUCCACAUGUUCUCGAUAGUAUUUUGAUGCCUUGGGAGAAAGAGGCCUGGGGGGUGGGGCAGGGGACGGAGAUGCGGCUCUUGGCUGGAAGAACAGGUCUCUUCCUCCCCAAAGAGGCAGGUGGCCCUGCCAGCCCCUCCAGGCCCUUCCCCCUCUGUGCCCCUGAUGUCUGUAACCGCCGCACACCCCCAGGGGGAGUCCUUGGGGUUCGGCCCCUACAUCACAGGACAGUGAGUGGUGAGAGCUGGGCAGUGGAGUAGACAGGAGAUGAAGCGCUCCAAGAAUGGGGGUCUGCAGUGGAGGGGGGGCCCGUGCUGUGAUGUGUAAACUGUAAGGAGCCAGGCAAACCCCUUCCCUCUGCGGGCUCAGUGGACUAGUCAGGGUUCUCCAGAGAAACUGAGCCCAUGGGUUGUGUUUGUGUGUACAGAUACAGACACACGUGUACACACAUACAUGUGUGUUACUAGAUAUGUAUACCUAUGAAUAUAUACACACAUAUGUGGUUGACAGAAAUAUACACACACAGGAGAGAGAGACAGAGAGGGAGACACUUUAAGCAAUGGGUUCCUGUGACUGUGGGGGCUGGCGAGUCCAAAGUCUGCAGGGUAAACCAGUAGGCUGGGCAGAUUGGAGCUGAGUCCCUGAGGGUGAUCAUUGCAGGACUCCCUCCUCCUCGGGGGAGGUCAAUCAUUUGGGCUAUUCGGUCCUUCAACUGAUUGGACAAGGCCCACCACAUUGUGGCAAGUAAUCUGCCGUACUCAAAGUCUACUGAUUUAAACGUGAGUCUCAUCUAAAAUAAAUACCUUCAUAGAAACAUCUAGAAUAGUGUUUGGUCAAAUAUCACACCCAGCAUACAGCUCAGGGCCAUGUACACUCCUUGUCAAGGAGCCUUGCCAGAAAGUGCCCAGAGCACUGUGAAAUCUGGCCUCGCCUCCAUUCAGGGGUCUUUAUUACCAGAAGAAGCAGGUGUACCUGGUUCUACCCUGAUGUCCUGUAGCACACGGUUAAGGUCAGCACUGUUCCUGAGCUCCCGGAGCCUGGAGGAUGAGUGGGUGGUCCCCAGAACUCUCUAGAACCCACCAGAACAACAACCUGAACCCAGAGUGUGCUGAAAGUAUCUGGUAUUGUGACACCUCCAGAGACAGGUCCUGCCUGUCCUUUUCUUGGACGGCCUGUGGCCUGGGCCUCAGUGGCACCCAAUGCCCACCUCCCCCACCCCGAACAGGAGCACAGGGGCAGCAGGUGUGUGCCCUGCAGCAGGCCCGUCCCUGGUACCGAACUACCCCGAGAGACCAACACGGAGCCACGCUGCUCUUAAUGCUUUAUAAUAACCAGAAACUAAAACCAUCAAAAUGCUGCUGGGGCAGUCCAUCCAAAACACUCCCAGAAGGCUGAGGCAUGGGCAGCUUUGGCUGCCGGCAUUCAAACUUGGAAACGGUCCAGCUCACGCACCCCUUCCCUCCCAGCUGUGCUGCAUUACAGAUCCUCAUCGUCAAAGGUCUCCAUGCACUGCAGCAUCAACAGCUCAUGGUCCAGGGGAGGAGGGUCUGGUUCCUGCAAUGCACAGGGCGGAGAAGGAUGGCUUUUCAUUUAAGGAAUCCUGGCCCAGGCUGAUGAGGAGGCCCCGCCCUCUCAAGUGCGCCUGCUCCCUCGGUCUCUACCCCACAUCUCUUCAUUGCAUCUUCACCUCCAGCUUCCGGCCAGGAAGUAAGGUUAACGGGGGGAGGGGGGGCGGGGGAUGGUUCCAUUGCCAUUUCCCUCUACGACCGCCAGGAAGGCUUUUCCUGGAUACCGCAGAACUGGCUUCUUUGGAAAUCGUAAAGCUUUAUUCAAAUGGCCAUCAGCAGAGGAUGGUGAAUCACACCGUGAUGCACCCACUGCUGGAAUGCCACGCAGCUAUUUCAGUAAAAAGGAACGUGAUCACUCCCUCUCUGUGGGAUAUACUAAUUAAAAAGGGCGAGAUAUAAGCAA
This is a messenger RNA of Phyllostomus discolor (pale spear-nosed bat), 4487 nucleotides long. Its product is annotated as solute carrier family 23 member 1-like. NCBI's taxonomy places the organism in Eukaryota, Metazoa, Chordata, Mammalia, Chiroptera, Phyllostomidae. Gene Ontology annotation, molecular function: transmembrane transporter activity. Gene Ontology annotation, cellular component: membrane. Gene Ontology annotation, biological process: transmembrane transport. The record is from RefSeq and is a predicted model, not a curated record. Bases 399 to 2195 code for a protein of 598 amino acids. The transcript is spliced from 13 exons.